Molecule: messenger RNA, 1045 nt
Organism: Aspergillus calidoustus
Lineage: Eukaryota; Fungi; Ascomycota; Eurotiomycetes; Eurotiales; Aspergillaceae
Source: the annotation of a GenBank genome assembly
CAUGAUUACUCUAGAGUAAUAUUUAAAGACUGCUGCUCCUGUUUCCUCUCAAGAGAGGCUUCAUCAACUCAGAUUUUCGCCGGUUAUCACUUUUAAUAUUUUUGUUUCCUAUCCUCGGAGAAAAUGGAGAACUACUUCUGUUCCAGCUCGCAGAGUCCAAGUUCAAUUUCCCCCUUGCCCCUUCUGCUACCUUCAAAUAAAAGCAUUGAUAUGCUCCUACAACUAGAUGAAGCGUCCAGCCGUAUGCAAGGUUAUCAGGAGUUCAACUUCAUUCCCGCAAUGUACCCGGAAAAUUCCAAUAGCCAAUCAGUGAUGCGGAAACAUUCGGAUCCCGGGCUCGGACUGGAGCCGGCCGCAGGUCUUCAGGCACUUGGCCCGAGUGCUUCUUUUUCUACCACAGUCUCGGCCCCUGUGACGCCGACCGGAUCAGUUCCAGAAUCCCUGGGAGAGUGCAACCUUCGCCGCUCAUAUUCUACCGAUAUGACAGGCCAAUCAUGUAUGAAAAGGCGUCUGCAAAAUCGCCAGGCACAACGCCGGUUCCGCCAACGCAAGGAAGAGCGCCAACAGACACUCGAGCAAAAGACAGCUAGUCUCCAGAGCAAGUACCAGGAGCUCUUGGAGGAAUUCAAUAGAAAGUCGCAAGAAGCAUCCGAGACCCGCAGGGAAAAAGAAGCUCUGUCAGCAGAAAUAGAGGACCUACGGAAACGAUGGCGGCUGAUGGUCUUGCUUCUAUCACGACCGAACGGACUCCAGUCCCUGACUAUGCUGCUUGGCAACGGACCAAAUCAACCUUUAUCCGGUACCUCCAUCACGGCCGGCUCUCCAAUGUUAAGCAAUUUUGUCGACUGCUUGCAGCCUUUGCUGGCGCCAAAGGAUGCACCGCAGAUCGCGGUAAAGUAGCAAAAUUCAUUCGCGCGGGGGUUACACCCCCGCUCAUCCGCUAUUUGCCUCUGCUACCCCUUCAGCGAGUUAUAUACCUUAAUGUUCUUGAUCUUUUAGCUAGUUCUAGGUAGCGCGUUAGGAAUUCAGCGUUAAUAGUACGAAA